CCUCCCCCCCACCACCGUCCUCCCUGCUCGCCGGCGCUCACUCCGUGUGUGUGCGCGCGCCAUCCGCCACCCCCAGCAAAAGGCGAUCCACGCCAGCGACCGCGUUAACCACCGUGUUAACCUCCCCCCCCCCGGCUAUCUGAGAUAGAAUUACCGCUCCCCCAGCCACCCCCCACACCCACCACCCUACCUCUGUGAUCCCACUCGCCACCAUCACCCACCCCCCACCACCUCCAUCAGCCACUUUCCUGCUGUACGCGUGGCUCCUCCUAUCACUCGCUUGCAGUGCCGCCCGCGAAGCGCAGCUCAACGAUUCACGUCCACGCGCCCACACGCAGAGAAGAGAGACACGGAGAGAUAUAGCGAGGCGCACACACACACACACACGUGUGCGCACACGCGUCCGCUCGGCCCAUUCAACAGCAAGGACAGAUCCGGCGAGCGAGACCUCUCAUUUCACAUCAUCAUCUUCAUCACCACCAACACCACCACCACCAGGAGCAAGCUGCAUCAUCAUCGUCAGGGCACAGGAGUGAAGGCUGAAGUUUGGAGCACGUGGAGGGGUUUACGGCGCGAAGGAUGGACAUGGCUCUGGAUUUCGCGGCUGGGUGCUUGGGAGGUGCCGCCGGAGUGGUCGUGGGGCACCCCUUCGACACGGUGAAGGUGAGGCUGCAGGUGCAGUCCGUGGAGAAGCCUCGGUACCGCGGAACAUAUCACUGCUUCUCAUCCAUUGUCAAGCAGGAGUCGGCCAUGGGUCUGUACAAGGGCAUCGGCUCGCCCAUGAUGGGCCUCACCUUCAUCAACGCCAUCGUGUUCGGAGUCCAGGGCAACGCCAUGCGCCGCCUGGGCCAGGACUCCCCGCGCAACCAGUUCCUGGCGGGCUCGGCGGCGGGCGUGAUCCAGUGCGUGAUCGCGUGCCCCAUGGAGCUCGCCAAGACGCGCAUGCAGCUGCAGGGCACGGGCGAGAAGGGCACCAAGAAGAGCUCGCGCCUCUACAAGAGCACGCUCGACUGCCUGCGCAAGAUCUACCAGCGCGAGGGCGUGCGCGGCAUCAACCGCGGCAUGGUGUGCACGCUGCUGCGCGAGACACCCGCCUUCGGCUUCUACUUCCUCACGUACGACGUGCUCACGCGGCACCUGGGCUGCGAGCCCGACGACCCCAGCCUCAUCCCCAAGCUGCUGUUCGCGGGCGGCAUGUCGGGCAUCGCGUCCUGGCUCUCCACGUACCCGUUCGACGUGGUGAAGUCGCGGCUGCAGGCGGACGGCGUGGGCGGGGAGAGCCGCUACGCCGGCAUCACGGACUGCUUCCGGCAGAGCUACCGCCAGGAGGGGUGGCGCAUGUUCACUCGCGGGCUCGUGUCCACGCUGCUGCGGGCCUUUCCCGUCAACGCCGCCACCUUCGCCACCGUGACUCUCUUCCUGAGCUACAUGCGGGCGGGCGAGGGCAAGGCCGUCGACAUGGUGCAGGGAGACCCGGCUGCCGUGGUCCAGCCGACCAACUUGUAAAGGGUGGAAACCGUGAAUAAGGAUGGCCGUGGUGGUGGUGAUGAUAACGAUGGAGGUGAUGGAGGUGGUGACGGUGGCGGUAAUAUAAUUAAGAACAGGAAGCCUCAUGGCGACACGAGCUCUGGUUGUGGCCUCGUGAAACAUAACAGGAGGAGGUGGAGAGGGAUGUAAGAAUGUUUGACCUCGAGUACUUGACCUGGUUAUUGUUACUGUAUUAGCAUUAUUAUAACAGUGCGUGUGUGUGUGCGCAUGAGUGAAUGAGCAGUUUGUCUGGGUUGGGUGAGCGACUUGUUGGGCGGUUGAGCGAACGGACACAACGGAGUAAGUGGGUUUUGUGUGUGUGACUCUGUGGAUGCGCAUGUGGAUGGAUGUUUCACUCAGCGGAAGUUUACGCUUGGAACACGUGUGGGCCAGAAUGUGAGAUGCAUGGUCACAAGUUUUCUAACCACCCCCCACCCGCCCUCGUCUCAUCGGAACGAAACACGUGGUAGGCACUGCGCAAGGUGCCAACGUAAACAUCUCCAUGUCCUCGGAAAAUCUUGUUCAGCACUUUUAUCCUUUCACCGUCGUGGACACUGUGAUUGAUGUCUCCGGGGCCGCGUCACUCGCGAACUCUGUGCGAGGUCCCGCAGGCGGUCGUGAGAUCUGUGGCCGUGGAGCGGCCGAGGGAGCUUCACCAACCGUGGCCUCCGAUUUAAGAAUCUGGAAGCUUAAUUUCCUACGUUAACAGGCACAGAUAUGUCCUCCAAAAAAUAAUAAUUCAUAUAUCCUGUACAUAUAUAAAAUAUAACUAAGGGUAGACGUAUUGACUGUGUUCCUAGGCACACUCAGCGUGUAUUGUUUUGUUGUUUUCUUGCCAUUGCUGCUUUGUUGCUGUAUAAAUAUAAAGGGUGCCUUAGCUGGGCCUUUGAAGCCCCUUUUUGACAUUUCCUUGCGUGUGUUUCAUCAGCGGUCGCCACUGGUGGACAGAGAGUUCGGGUCACCAGGCUGGGUUCGUGCAGAGCACCACUUUACGGUUUUGGCCUCACUACCGCAGCCUGGCAGUUUUCUUGUGUGGAUUUUACCAAAGCGCGCCCGUCUGCUGUCCAACUGGAUGUUAAAGACCCUGUGAGGUCGCAUGCGAGGGUACGAUAUUGUGUGCCGACAUCAAAGCCAAACACCGAAUGUAAACAUUAACUGCGGCUGAACUUUAUUUCAUUUACAUUUUUUACACGAGGCCAAGAAUCCGACUUGACUCUUGCCUUGCUUAUGCCUCAAAAGUACAGAACAUGGCUAUUAUUCCCCACAAACUAUGCUUUUGUGACCAGAAUAUUUUGAAAUGUACCUAUUUUCAAUGAAAAAACGGGCGAAUUUGUGUCUUUUCGUUCACAUAAAGUCAGAAAAAACAACAUGAAUCAAAAUUAACAUGUAUUUAUACUAAAGUAAUACAAAAUUUACUACAAAAUAGACACCACGAUGCACUAGCACAGGCGGGACUGGCCACAGCGGACCGAGUCCUCAGUGGGGAGGAACAAUCUCGAAAAAUGACUCGCUUCUAAAUCUUUUGUAGUAAUUUUUGUAUUACUUUAGUAUAAAUACAUGUAAAUUUUGAUUCAUGUUGUUUUUUCUGACUCUAUGUGAACGAAAAGACACAAAUUCGCCCGUUUUCUUAUUGGAAAUAGGUAAAUUUCAAAUAUUACUGUCUUGUGUGAGGAAUAAUAGCCAUCUAAUAUACUUUUUAGGCAUAAGCAAUUACGAAAUAACACUUACUGCCCAGGAACAAAAAUUGUUUUACAUAGUAUUAUUACGUCGCUGAGGCUGAUGGUGACAUCUUGUGGGAGGGCUUCGUCCAACAGUGGAUUGACCAUGGCAUGGCUGCUGCUGAUGAAGAGGCUAGGGCACAGAUUGAGGCAUUUGCAGCAGCUAGCCCGCCAUGACAACCCGCUACCCAAAUUCAGCUUCAUGUUUCAAAAUAACAGCAGGAACUCCAUUCUAUACCUCCAUAUAUAUGAAGACAAUUACUGUGUAGUUUAGAGCAGUGGUUCUCAACCGGGGGUACGUGGACCCUUGGGGGCUACGUGGCAAUGUCCCAGUGGGUACGUGAGGUGAUUUAUAAAUGUGUGACGUUACAUCAUUCAUGAGUCAUUGGUGAAUAAUCACGUAUGAAUCUGCAAAUAUAAAAUAAUUACGAUAAAAUGUAAUUCACUAUGGUCAUCUAGAACGAUUUAAAAGACCAUAGUUGAGGGGUUUUGGGUUAGAUCGUGUAAAUAUAUAAAUGCGUCGUGAAACCCGCCACCACCCGACACAGCCAACUAGUAAGGGUUGUCACGUUAACAGAACGUGACAAUUCGUCACUAGUACAGCACG
Petromyzon marinus (sea lamprey) is the source of this 3852-nucleotide messenger RNA. RefSeq names its product solute carrier family 25 member 29 (gene SLC25A29). Lineage: Eukaryota; Metazoa; Chordata; Hyperoartia; Petromyzontiformes; Petromyzontidae. Gene Ontology annotation, cellular component: mitochondrion. Gene Ontology annotation, molecular function: high-affinity L-arginine transmembrane transporter activity. Gene Ontology annotation, biological process: mitochondrial L-ornithine transmembrane transport. The record is from RefSeq and is a predicted model, not a curated record.